AUGGGUGAUCCUACUGGUGAGCCCGGAAGCUCCAUGCAUGGAGUCACCGGUAAAGAACAGAGCUUUGCCUUUUCGGUGGCUUCACCGAUGGUCUCAACCGACAAGACGGCCAAGUUUGACCUGCCGGUGGACAACGAGCACAAGGCAAAGGUUUUCAAGCUCUUCUCCUUCGCAAAUCCUCACAUGAGAACAUUCCACCUCUCGUGGAUCUCUUUCUCCACAUGUUUCGUCUCCACAUUCGCAGCCGCACCACUUGUCCCGAUCAUCCGGGAGAAUCUCAACCUCACCAAACAAGACAUCGGAAACGCCGGAGUUGCCUCGGUCUCGGGGAGUAUCUUCUCGAGGCUGGUGAUGGGAGCCGUGUGUGAUCUUCUGGGUCCUCGUUACGGCUGUGCCUUCCUUGUGAUGCUUUCUGCGCCAACAGUGUUCUCGAUGAGCUUCGUGAGUGAUGCCGGAGGCUUCAUAACGGUGAGAUUCAUGAUUGGUUUCUGCCUGGCGACGUUCGUGUCUUGCCAAUACUGGAUGAGCACUAUGUUCAACAGUCAGAUCAUCGGUCUGGUGAAUGGGACAGCCGCCGGAUGGGGAAACAUGGGCGGUGGCAUAACGCAGUUGCUCAUGCCGGUUGUCUAUGAAAUCAUUAGACGUACUGGUUCUACAGCUUUCACGGCCUGGAGGAUCGCUUUCUUUGUCCCUGGUUGGUUGCACAUCAUCAUGGGAAUCUUGGUGCUCACGCUAGGUCAAGAUCUACCAGAUGGGAACAGAGCGGCCAUGGAGAAAAGGGGAGAAGUUGUCAAAGAUAAAUUCGGAAAGAUUAUGUGGUACGCCGUUACAAACUACAGGACUUGGAUCUUCGUUCUUCUCUAUGGAUACUCCAUGGGAGUUGAGUUGAGCACUGAUAAUGUGAUCGCCGAGUACUUCUUUGACAGGAUGCUCUACUUGAGAUAUUCACUACCUUAUCUUCCUCAAACAAGGGAAUCAGCUAAGCUCUUCUCCAAGAGGCCUAACAGCGUUGUGGUUUGUGCGGCGAGAGGUCCAAGACCUCGAUCUCCUCGAGUGUGGAAAACAAGGAAGAAGAUUGGAAGCAUCUCCAAAGCUGCCAAGAUGAUUUCUUGUAUAAAAGAAUUGUCAAAUGUUAAAGAAGAAGUUUACGGAGCGCUUGAUUCCUUCAUUGCCUGGGAAUUAGAGUUCCCUAUUGUUAUAGUUAAGAAGGCAUUAGCUAUUCUUGAAGAUCAAAGAGAAUGGAAGAAGAUUAUUCAGGUGACAAAAUGGAUGCUGAGCAAAGGCCAAGGAAGAACAAUGGGAACAUACUUCUCAUUACUAAAUGCUUUAGCAGAAGAUAAUCGGCUUGACGAAGCUGAGGAGUUGUGGAACAAACUGUUCAUGCAACAUUUAGAAGGAACUCCAAGAAAGUUCUUCAACAAAAUGAUCUCUAUCUAUUACAAGCGAGACAUGCACCAUAAACUCUUCGAGGUGUUUGCUGACAUGGAGGAGCUUGGAGUGAAGCCAAACAUUGCGAUUGUGUCUAUGGUUGGGAAAGUGUUUAUGAAACUUGAGAUGACGGAUAAGUACGAGAAGCUGAUGAAGAAGUAUCCUCCACCACAAUGGGAGUUCAGAUACAUCAAAGGAAGACGUGUUAAGGUCAAGGCCAAGCAGUUAAGUGAGCUGAGCGAUGGUGAAGGUGGUGUUAGCAGUGACGAGGAUAAGACUGAUAAUGAGAUUGAGAUUAAAUCUGAAAUAUUGUCAGAUGAGGAAGCAAACCAAGAUGGUGAGGAUCUCAGUGAAGAGGAAGAAGAAGAAGAAGAAGAAAAAGAAAAAGAGCUUUUGGGUGGGAAUCAAGUACAGAUUGUAACUUCCGGACUUGGUCAUUUGGACUCUUCUUGA
Molecule: messenger RNA, 1881 nt
Organism: Microthlaspi erraticum
Lineage: Eukaryota; Viridiplantae; Streptophyta; Magnoliopsida; Brassicales; Brassicaceae
Source: the annotation of a GenBank genome assembly